AUUUUAGCUACUUAAAGAAGAUAUGACGGGGAUGACAGAUCACAAACCCUCCACUGAUGACUACAUUCCAAUGUCGACCAACAUGAUGGACCCUCUGCACAGCACAGAGAUACAUUUGAUGAAGCCAGACGUUAGAUUUGAGGAAGAUAAAGAAAACGACCAGCUGCAUAUACCUCUCACUCCGUCACCAGAUCUUUUAGAUCACAGUGAAGACAUUUUCUGUAAACUUCCACCAGAUAACUCUGCCUGUGGUGCCCUGAGUUACUCACUACCCUUCCCUGUUUUCAACUACCCAUCCUACACCCAGUCUCAUAACCAGCAGGACCUACCAGCUGGCUAUUUCAACUCGCCGUUCCCAACUCCCUCGCCGGUUUCCACUCCACAAUCCUUUGUGUUUGAUCCGACUUACCCUCAGAUUCCUUAUACUUCUCAUCCGGGUAAUAUGAUGGUUUCGCCUGGAGGAGACUUUGCUUCCCGCCACCUUCCCGCACUCCCACUCCUAAAACCACCCCCUGCAAAGCGAAGGAGGACUAAAGCAGGAAAGAAAACCACUUCUAGUUCAAGUAGCGUAUCUGGGAGCAAAACGCAAAGCAGUAACUCCGGUUCUAGAAAAUCUCAGAAGAAUGCUGUAGCUAGUAAGGUGAACGAACUUAAAACAACAUUGCUCGAAUAUCAUGACGCUGCCAGUGACGAGCUGUGGAGACCGGGAGGUGAACCUAAGAAAAAGAACAAAUCUUGCCAGACAACUUUCAAACAGCCUCUUCAGUUGGCGUCCUACGAGGAGUUCGCCUCACUUGCUCUUUUGCUCAGCGUAUUUCAUAAAGAAGCAACGGAUGACGCUGGCAAGAGAUACGGUGUAAAGUGUAAAGGGUAAACCCAGACACAUGUUACCAUGACAACCAAACUGAGACAGUUGCGAAGCUCCCUCCCAUCUCAGAGCUCUUUAUCACUCACGUUACAAAACUCUAAUCAGUGCUACAUGAGUGCGAUUGGUUCACUGCCGGCGGGUUAUUUCCGAUUAACAUGACUACACGUGUUUGUGGACACUUGCCUCGAAAUUAUAAGUAGGCUCUGUUUAGAUCUCGGAUGUUUUCUUCGAAACGUGGUCAGAGAUAGUUUCCAGGGAUCAAGAGGGUCACGCCUGUAACUUUAUUUAUUCAAGUCAUAUUUUUAGGAGUUUUAUUUUAUUUUUAUACCAGCCGCUAUCAGAAUUUGUAAUUUUCAUGAUUUAUUUCAAUUUUUAACAUUAUCUCAUUGUGGUUUUUAUCUGUUAACUUUUAUAAUUCAACGG
This is a messenger RNA of Bolinopsis microptera, 1291 nucleotides long. RefSeq lists its product as uncharacterized. Lineage: Eukaryota; Metazoa; Ctenophora; Tentaculata; Lobata; Bolinopsidae. The record is from RefSeq and is a predicted model, not a curated record. The transcript has 8 exons. Bases 23 to 874 code for a protein of 283 amino acids.